Malania oleifera is the source of this 8904-nucleotide messenger RNA. Its product is annotated as protein NO VEIN. The transcript has 13 exons. Gene Ontology annotation, cellular component: nucleus. Gene Ontology annotation, biological process: root development; embryo development ending in seed dormancy; leaf vascular tissue pattern formation. The record is from RefSeq and is a predicted model, not a curated record. The coding region runs from base 47 to 8233 and encodes 2728 amino acids. NCBI's taxonomy places the organism in Eukaryota, Viridiplantae, Streptophyta, Magnoliopsida, Santalales, Ximeniaceae.
CUUGGGUGUAUGCUUCUUCUGGGCUCCAAUCCUCUGUUUGACGGCCAUGUACGGACACCGACCUCGCUUUCGCCCCCCUGCUGGCCGGGGUCGCGGGUCGGCACUGCCUUCGGCGCCAUCUCCGAAUUCGAACAUCCCCUUUCCAACCUACAACUAUCAGCCCCAAAACCCCUCUCUCUCUCAACCUUUUGGCCCCUUCUUCCAAAUCCCCAACUUUCCUCCCCAAAAUCCCAACUUCCCUUUCCAGAGCCCCAAUUUCCAGCCCCCCAACACUGCGUUCCAACCUCAAAAUCUCCCUUCUAAGCCGAAAGAAACUCUAGAGAGGAUAGAGAGUGUUGUUGCAAAGGCUCGUAGCAAUAUUCUGGCCACAGGAGAGAGUGUUUCGGCUUGGAAAGUGUCUCAGGCCGCGCUUUUGAUGCUCCAGGCUGAUUCAUGGAACUCGUUGGGGUUUCAGAUGCGGGAGGUUCCUUCUCUUCACCGCCUUAUGGUCACAGAGGGAAAGACUAAUGAUUUUAUACACUGCUUUGUUGGGGCUCGGAGAAUUACUUCAUUGUAUGAUUUGGAAGUAUCAAUUUGCAAGAAUGAGGGUGUUGAGAAAUUUGAAGAGCUUGAACUUGGUCCCUUGGUACGACAUCCGCUUAUUGUACAUUAUUUUUCAGUUAGUUCUCAUGCAGCUGGAGUGUUCAGGAUAACUACGGAGGAGAUAAUUUCUUACCUUUGCGAGUUCAUGGACAAUCGGAAAACUAAGGCUGUUAAGGCUGAAAAAUUUCUGGACUUUAUUGCCAAGAAGCUAUCAAUUGUGGGCAGGGAAAAGCUUGGUGUGCGAAUUCAUAACUUGGGGGUGCACAUUGCUUCUAUCCAGGAAGCCAGGAAGAUAGAAGAUAUGACACUAUAUAAAUGUACUAAGGAAUUGAAAGAGAAAUCUGAUAAAAGGAGUAGGAAACGCCCUCUUCUUUCUUCACAGAAAAGGCAGCUGGAUGAGCGUUUCAGUGCUAUAUCUCAACGUAUCGAAUCUUUUUCUUCAGAACAUGAGAUUUUUUGUGGCAAGCAUAUAAGAUUUAUUUCUUCCAGCUCAGAGGAUGAUGAUAGUGAAGAGGAUGGAUAUGUAGAUAUAAAAGAUGGCAAGGACGUGGGCAGUCACUGCAAGUCCUCGUUGAAAAACAUAAAAAAGUGCGACAAAGUGAGUAGCUGUCCUUACCCAUCAGCAACUGAGGAGAUGAUGCGGCUUGGGUUGAAAGUCGAAGCAGAUAAUGCCCUUUCCACUAAUCACAGCCUAGGAAACUGCGAGAGCAAUAGGAGACCUAAAAAGAAAAGAAAAUCUGAAAGCUUAAGUUGCACUCCUUCUGCUCGUACAAAAUUGCCUAAAAGAAAUGAGAUAGAUCAAGAUCUGGUAGGAGUGGACAGUGGUGCUGGUAAGUUCAAGGAGCUUAGCAAUCUGAAUGAACCUACUCUUUCUAUUUCUGACGAUUAUUUAAGGAUCUUCAUCACGACCUGGAAGGAGGCAUGUCGGGAGCAUUCUGUAGUUGAGGUUUUUGAGAGGAUGCUUCGGUUCUAUAACAUAUCAGAACAACACAGAAAGAGGGUUCGGUCAAUAUUUGCAUCAUAUCCAUAUUUUGGAUUACUAAAUGUUGCUGUGACAUCUAUCAAGUGUGGAAUGUGGGAUAGCAUCUAUGAUGCCUUUCAAGCCAUUGGUCAACGUGCAACCACUCACACAGUUUUUGAGAAUCAUUCUGAAUAUGAGUGCAUAGAUGUUGAGCCAAGUGAAAAGGAUGCGAUAGUCAUAACUAAAGACAGUGCAGAGCAUGGCUGUUGUGUUCCUGUCGAAGAUAUUGUCAGUAGAAUCACUGCAUAUUUUGAGCUCGACAAUGACAUUCCAUGCUGUGGGAAAUCAACUCUGGAGAAGAAAUUUAUUUUCUUGAGGAAGCUUUGUGAUUGUGAGGGUUGGCUGAAAGAAAAAUUUUCUGUUAAGGAAUUUAAGUGUCUUGGUUAUGGUGAAUUUUUCUUGUUUCUAGAAAAAUAUGCUUCUAUUCUGCCUAGUGAACUUCUUAAGUGCUUGAUUGGUGACUUUUGUGAGAAGUUCCCUUUGGAGGUUUGCAUGCUCCAGCAUCAGCUGGUUGUUUUUCUGGCACAAGCUUCAAAUAGCUUAUGGGAAAAUGACACUCUGAGUAAGCAGAAGAUCUCGAUGCUGCUUCAGCGGCAGUUCCCUUUAGUCAGUUUCAAAGUAGUGGAAUAUGGUUCUCUGGAGUAUCUUCUAGAUAUUGUGAGGGAGCAAAAAAAUAAGGCAAUUUCCAGCUGUGUCCUAUUUUCUUUAACAUUGUUAGGAAUAUGCUAUGGUGGAGAGUCUUUGGCUCAUAAUGAGAAUGAAAUUUUGGGAACCAAUGAGUUCAGAACUGAUGGAUGCUCUAAAACAGGGAUUACGGGUCCCGUUACGUCCAAGGAUGCAAUUGAAGUCUUACUUAGGGCACCAAUGUUGUCAGAUCUACUCUUGUGGUCUCAUUGGGAUCUUAUAUUUGCUCCCUCUCUUGGUUCUCUCGUAGAAUGGUUAUUGAAUGAUGUGAAUAUCAAAGAAUUACUUUGUUUGGUUACAAAAGAUGGAAAAGUUAUCCGGAUUGAUAAUUCAGCUACUGUUGAUUCUUUCUUGGAAGUCUUACUUCAGGGAUCUUCUUUCCAAACAGCAUUGAAACUAUUAUCUUUAUUUUCAUUAUUUGGUGGAAUUAAACAUGUUCCCCUAGCCCUUCUAAAAAGCCAUGCAUGCCUGGCAUUUGAAGUCAUUCUGAAGAAUUCUAUGGAAAGUAUGGAGGUAAAUGACAGCCAGAACUUCCUCAUGCAAAGAAAAGCAUUGCAUGGAGAGCAAGUCCUGAACAAAGAUGCCAUUGGUAACUUGGGCAGUAAACAGCGCAAAAAUGUUGAUAGAAUAAACAAAGCGACGUCUGUUGCGUCAAGCUUUAUCCUUCAGUGUCUUGGAUAUCUACCUUCAGAAUUCCGUAGUUUUGCUGCUGAUAUAUUGCUUUCUGGGGUGCGAUCUGUUAUCAAAGAUGCUCAUUCAGCCAUUUUACGUGAAUGCAAGAAACCAGAAGAACGCCUCAUGCUUCAUGAAGUGGGACUGUGUCUUGGUAUAGUGGAGUGGAUUGAUGAUUACCAUGUUUUUUGUUCCGUAACUGUUACUGAUUCAUCCAUAUCCUUUGGGGAUUCUCAGUUGGAAGCUGCAAAUCCUGAGUUUGGUACGUGUUCCGGGCAUCUGGAAGAUUUAUCUGAUAGUUUGCCAUAUUUUGAAAGGAAAAUAAUUUCUGGUAGCACAGAUGGGUGUAAGGAAGAAUGUAUUGAAGUUUGUCCGAGUAUUGAUGCUGUGGGUGUUUCUGGCGACAUAUCUGGCACUGUUUUCACAAAGCAUUUAUCUGGACUUGAUGAAAACAAGGAUGCUUCCCUAGUUAUUGAAUCUAUCAGGCGAGAUGAAUUUGGUCUGGAUCCUAGUCUUUCAAAUUUGGAGUGUAGCAUGUUGAAGAAGCAGCAUGCUCGCUUAGGAAGAGCGCUCCACUGUCUUUCACAAGAAUUAUAUUCUCAUGAUUCUCAUUUCCUUCUUGAGUUGGUGCAGAAUGCCGAUGAUAAUAUCUAUCCAGAAAAUGUGGAGCCGACACUGACAUUCAUUCUUCAGGAUGAAUGCAUUAUAGUUUUGAACAAUGAGCAAGGCUUUUCUGCUCAAAAUAUCAGAGCACUGUGUGAUGUGGGGAAUUCCACAAAAAAAGGAUCUGCUGCUGGAUAUAUAGGGCAGAAAGGCAUUGGCUUCAAAUCAGUAUUUCGGGUUACAGAUGCUCCGGAGAUUCAUUCCAAUGGAUUUCAUGUCAAGUUUGAUAUCAGUGAGGGCCAGAUUGGUUUUGUUUUGCCGACUGUAAUAGCUCCCUGUGAUAUUAACUUGUUUAGAAGGUUGGUGUCCAGUGACACUGACCAGGUGGAGGAGCAGAACUGCUGGAAUACUUGCAUUGUGCUUCCAUUUAGAUCGAAAUUAUCUGAAGGAUCUGCCAUGAACAAUAUCGUAUCUAUGUUUUCAGAUCUUCAUCCGUCUUUGUUACUUUUCCUUCAUCGCCUUGAGUGUAUUAAGUUUAGGAACAUGGUCAAUGAUUCACUAAUUGUCAUUAGAAAAGAAAUUGUAGGAAACGGGAUCAUAAAGGUUUCACAUGGGAAAGAGAAAAUGAAUUGGCUUGUCGUGUCACAGAAACUGCGGGCUGAUGUCAUUCGCCCUGAUGUGCAAACAACAGAAAUUGCCAUUGCAUUUACAUUGAAUGAAACAGAUAAUGCUGAUUACAAGCCACAUGUGGACCAGCAGCCUGCUUUUGCUUUUCUUCCACUUAGAACAUAUGGUCUAAAAUUUAUUCUCCAGGGUGAUUUUGUUCUUCCCACAUCCAGAGAGGAGGUAGAUGGAAACAGUCCCUGGAACCAGUGGUUAUUGUCAGAGUUCCCUGCUUUAUUUGUCGGUGCUGUGAGGUCUUUUUGUGCCCUUCCUUGCUUUCAGGAGAAUCCAGGAAAAGCUGUGGCAGCUUAUAUGAGCUUUGUUCCACUUGUUGGGGAAGUACAUGGCUUUUUUUCUAGUCUUCCGAGGAUGAUUAUUUCAAAAUUACGCAUUUCAAGUUGUUUGCUUCUAGAUGGAUAUAAUAAUAACUGGGUUCCUCCAUGCAAGGUUUUAAGAAAUUGGAAUGAGCAAGCUCGCUCUCUUUUACCGAACGACUUGCUUCAUGAGCACCUGGGCCUUGGUUUCUUGGACAAAGAUAUAGUUCUGUCUGAUGCUUUGGCAAGGGCACUAGGUAUCGAGGAGUAUGGGCCAAAAAUAUUACUCCAGGUUAUGUCAUCAUUGUGCCAUACUGAAAAUGGCCUCAAAUCUAUGGGACUCGGUUGGUUAUGUUCUUGGUUAAAUGCUCUUUAUACCAUGUGCUCACAUUAUUCUGGACAAUCCUCCCUAAAUUGUGAGAUGGAAUUGGAUGUCAUAAAUAAUAUGAAGAAAAUUCCAUUUAUUCCUCUUUCAGAUGGUACGUAUGGCUCUGUUGACGAAGGUACUAUUUGGUUACAUUCUGAUGCCUUCAGCAAUGGGGAGCAUGGAUUGAAAGCUUUCCCAAAUUUAUGUGGUAAACUUCGGAUUGUUAGUCCUGCCCUUUUUUCUGCAGCGCCUGUUGAUAGCUCUUGCAUGGCUGAGAGUUUAGUAGACCACCUCACUAGGAUGCUUCAUAAAAUUGGUGUCCAACAGUUGACUGCGCAUGAAAUUGUGAAGGUGCAUGUGUUACCUGCUGUAUCUGCUGACAGAAUUACAAAUAUGGACAAAGAUUUGAUGACAGAAUACCUAGCCUUUGUCAUGCUCCACCUACAAUCUAGUUGCACCAACUGUCGUGUUGAAAGGGAAUAUAUAAUCUCAGAGUUACGAAAUAAAGCUCUUAUUAUUACAAAUCAUGGCUACAAACGACCUGUUGAGGUAUCAAUUCAUUUGAGUAAAGAAUAUGGGAAUCAUAUCGAUAUAAAUAAGUUGAUUAGUGCAACAGAUUUAAAAUGGCAUGAGGUUGAUAUCGCCUAUCUGAAGCAUCCUGUUACUGAGUCACUAUCAUGUGGGGUUGUGAAGUGGAGGGAAUUUUUCAAGGAAUUAGGCAUCAUUGAUUUUGUACAUGUAGUUCAAGUUGAGAAACAUGUUGCUGAUAUGCCAAAAGUUAUGAAAAAUAUGAUCCAGGAAGGACACCUGAUUUUCCCUGAUUCAGUUGUUAGAGAUUGGGAAUCACGUGAAUUGCUUGAUUUGCUAUCCCAACUCUCCUUGAAUAGUGAUAGGGAGAGGUGUAAGUAUCUCUUGGAGGUAUGUGAUACAUUGUGGGAUGAUUGUUUUAGUGACAAGGUUACAGGUUACUGCUAUUUAAAAUCCAGCGGGGAUGUCAAACCCUUCAAAUCUUCAUUUAUAAGCAGUAUCUGUGAUAUUAGAUGGAUAGCUUCGAGUAUAAAUGAUGAACUUCACUAUCCUAAAGAUGUAUUUUAUGAUUGUGAUACUGUGUGCUCUAUUCUGGGUUUGACUGCUCCAUAUGCUGUACCAAAGGUGAGGAAUGUAAAGUUGUUAAGUGAUAUUGGGUUUAAGACUCAAGUAACUGUUGACAGUGCUCUGGGGAUUCUUCAAUUGUGGAGAAGAUCUGGGGCCCCCUUCAAGGCAAGCAUAUCACAAAUGUCCAAAUUUUACACAUUUAUUUGGAAUGAAAUGACUAGUUCAAGGCAGAAAAUUAUGAGAGAGUUCUGUUCAGGACCUUUUAUAUUUGUUCCAUAUACAUCCGGUUCUCAGCAUGAGGAUGUUGUAUCUGGCAUGUUUUUGCCCCCCGAAGAGGUAUAUUGGUAUGACUUAACUGGUUCAAAGGAUCAGUUGGAGGUCAAUUUGCAGCACAGAUUUAUAGGCGCAGCAAAUUCUCCCUUAAACAAGACAUUGUGCAAUGUAUAUCCCGGGCUUCAUGAUUUUUUUGUGAAUGAAUGUGGAGUACAAGAGAUCCCCUCUUUCCGUAGCUAUCUUCAGUUUUUGCUACAGUUGUCCUCUAUAGCUUUGCCAUCACAAGCUGCUAAUGCAGUCUUCCAAAUUUUUGUGAAGUUGGCUGAUGGACUGAAAUCUGGAUUUGCAAGUUCUGAAGAUACUAUUUACUUGAAAGAAUGUCUUUUAAAAUCAGAAUUUACGGUCCUCCCCACUAUAACAGAUAGGUGGGUUUCCCUCCACCCAUCUUUUGGCCUUGUGUGUUGGUGUGAUGAUGAGAAAUUGAGAAAAGAAUUUAAGAAUUUGGACAAUAUUGAUUUUCUAUACUUUGGCAAACUUGAUGAGAAAGAGAUGGUUCUGGAAGGAGUGUGUAUCCUCUUGCAAGCACUGGGCAUUCCUGCCCUUUCUGAGGUUGUAAUUCGAGAAGCAAUAUAUUAUGGUCCAGCAGACAAUAGCUUCAAAGCUUCAUUGGUGAACUGGGCUCUUCCUUAUGCUCAGCGUUACUUAUAUAAUGUACACCCCAACAAAUAUUCACAACUCAAGCUAUCUGGCUUUGAAAAUUUGUGUCAUCUACAAAUUAUUGUCGUUGAAAAGUUGUUUUAUAAGAAUGUUAUAAAGAGAUGCAACAUUGCAUCUAACAAGCGAUUUGAAUGUAGCUCUCUUCUGCAGGGUAACUUCUUAUACACAACCAGGGAGUCGGAUUCUCACUCAGUAUUUAUGGAGCUUUCUCGUUUAUUUUUUCAUGGUCUUCCCGAAUUACACUUUGCGAAUUUCCUUCAUAUGAUCACAACCAUGGCAGAAUCAGGUUCCACUGAGGAUCAAACUGAAUUUUUUAUCCUGAAUAGCCAAAAAAUUCCUAGGCUUCCUGAUGAAGAAUCAGUUUGGUCCUUUCCAUCUCUGCUGUCACCGGUGGUGAAUGCACAGACACUCCUAGAAAGUUGUGGUUCGACAUUAGUCAAUGAUUCCAAUCCAUUAAGAUCUAAUGAGAAACCAAGAAUCAAUUCAAAUUGGCCACCUGCAGAUUGGAAAACUGCACCAGGUUUCAGUUAUGGUCGUUCAAAUGGUCUUAAGACUGGGGCAGCAAUUCAGCAGCCUAGCAGCAUCUCACCAAAAGAAGGGCAUGAUUAUGAAAGUAUUGUCGUGCAAGAUAUGAAUGCCAAUUGCACUAUUGAAGAUGAUUUAGCUGCAAAUUUGACGGGAGUGAAUUUUACACAUAUGGAAACAUUGGAGCAGCAGCCUGGUGAUGCUUGCAGUCUAACCAAUUUUAGCACAGAUUUUGUAUUUGAACCUCCUGUUGUAGUUCCAGACACAAGCUCACCUAAAUUUGUCCAGAGAGAUCAGCUUUCUUUUGGCACAUCUGGUGGAAAACAAGCGUGGUUGACUGGGAGACUGGGAGAGUUUGUUGCUUUCAACUACUUCUCCGGGACAGUUGGCGAGAAAAUUGUUAAUUGGGUCAACAAAGACAAUGAGACUGGCUUACCCUAUGAUAUUGUGAUAGUGGAUGAAGAGAAGAGCAUGGAAUUCAUAGAAGUUAAAGCAACCAAAUCUGCUAGGAAGGAUUGGUUCAAUAUAUCACCGAGAGAAUGGCAAUUUGCAGUUGAUAAGGGUGAAUCUUUCAAUAUAGCACAUGUUCUCUUAUCGAGUACAAAUGCUGCGAAAGUCACAAUAUUUAAGAAUCCCGUAAAACUAUGCCUGCAAGGCCAGCUGCAAUUGGUUGUUAUGAUGCCAAAGCAGCAGAAGGAAAUUUCCAUGGUUAGCUGAAAAGUUGCUGAAUUUACAGGAGUCUGCUGUAGGAUUUUGUUAUGAUUCUAAUUGGAAUGCAUUUAUUGGAUGCCUUUGCGUGGAAUCUUCUUAAUGAAGGCUCCAGUCAACAUUUGACACCGCAGGAUUGUUUUUCCAACAAUGCCUCCAGUCGGCAUGUGGGUAGGAGAAGACACUUAUUUGAUGCUGUUUCUUUUGAGCAUAGGCUCCAGUCAACAUCAGACCAUAGUUUUUGUGGCGAUAAGAUGUAUAGAGCACUUCUCAAAAUUUAUACCAAUAGUUAUAAACUUCACAACAUUUUUUACAGCAUCAGCUUCUUAGUUCUUUAAAUCAGUGACAUCUUGGGGGGCAGCUGAUGAAAUGUAAUUACGAUUUGUACAGUAUUUUCCUGAAGAUGUAGGGGCAUGAAGCUACUAAUGAAAUGCCAUUGUUAGAAAUGAAUGGAUUUCAAAUUAUAUUCGUGUUUAUAUUUUCGGUGGUUUUUGUUAUUUAAACAGAACUCCAUCUGAACGCCUACUAACCAGGAACCAAGAAUGUAAUUGAGUUCACAAUCUUGUCAUUAUUUUCAGUAAAACAGUUUUUGUAUUCUAGUUACGGAUGCUCUGUUUCGGUCUGUCAUUUUCCAUGUACAUGUAUAUUCAAUAUGCAUUAACAGAGUGAAUUGUUGUUGA